This is a messenger RNA of Oryzias melastigma (Indian medaka), 2365 nucleotides long. It is a transcript of the gene e2f2, whose product is annotated as E2F transcription factor 2. The transcript is spliced from 9 exons. Gene Ontology annotation, biological process: regulation of transcription by RNA polymerase II. Lineage: Eukaryota; Metazoa; Chordata; Actinopteri; Beloniformes; Adrianichthyidae. Gene Ontology annotation, molecular function: RNA polymerase II cis-regulatory region sequence-specific DNA binding; DNA-binding transcription factor activity, RNA polymerase II-specific; protein dimerization activity. The coding region runs from base 334 to 1719 and encodes 461 amino acids. Gene Ontology annotation, cellular component: RNA polymerase II transcription regulator complex. The record is from RefSeq and is a predicted model, not a curated record.
CGCCAGCCAAUCAGAGGCGACCUACAACCGCGGGAGAUCCGAAUUUCGCGGGACGGAGUUUGGCGCUAAAAAGGCUAUUCAGCUGCACCUCCCGUGUCGUUGAAUGGAGAGGGGACACCCCGAGGUGGACGGACAGCAGUCACACACUGGGUCGGAAUCCGCAGUCGGGAGGAGGUUCGAGUUUUUGUCCCCGAGACGCACUUUCGACUCGAACUACUUAAAGUCCUGCAUGAUUGAAGAAAUCUAUUUAUAUUCGGAACAAUUUUUGUAUCUGCCGGUGAUCGUCGUGCUGGCUGCUUCUCUCCGCCUGACCAAUCGACUUUCCUGGGGAAAAUGAUGCGGGUGCCCAAAGGCGUAUCUCCGGCUGCUGCUCGGCCGGCAGUGGCGCUCGCCUCCCAGCAGAAAAUGAAGGUUUUAUCGUCCGGAGGGGUGAAGAGCAGCGACUUCUUCAGCACCGGGCUGUCCAGCCCGCCCAUGCACGCGGUACCGGUCGGGUAUUUCACGCAGAUCGGUAACACGGCUGCAGCCGAACAAAGAGCCCACAGCCUGUACUCAACCCCCCACGGACCGGAGGCUAAACCCAUCAGAUCAUCCUCCGGGCGGCUGCCGGCUAAAAGGAAACUGGACCUGGAAGACCCACAGUACCUGCCAGAGUUUCGGACCCCCAAAGACAAAGGCAUCAAUGCAGCAAGGAUACCAAGUCCACGAACGCCAAAGUCUCCAGGUGAACGGACGCGGUACGACACUUCACUGGGCCUGCUGACUAAAAAGUUUGUGGGUCUGAUCGCCGAGUCCCCUGAUGGAGUUCUUGACCUGAACUGGGCCACUGAAGUUCUGGAGGUGCAGAAGAGGCGUAUCUAUGACAUCACUAACGUCCUGGAGGGAGUCCAGCUCAUUCGAAAGAAGUCCAAAAACAACAUCCAGUGGCUAGUGGGAGAUGUAUUUCGAGGCGGGGCCAAUGGGGGAGAGAAGGCUUGCACCUUGAGGAGAGAGCUUGUGGACCUGGACAGAGCAGAGAGAUCCCUGGAUGACCUGAUCCAGUCGAGCACCGCGAAGCUCAAACAGCUCACGGAGUACAAAGACAGUCAGAGGCUGGGCUACGUGACGUACCAGGACAUCCGCUCCAUCGCCAGCCUCAGAGACCAGACGGUUAUUGCUGUGAAAGCUCCAGCUGAAACCAAGCUGGAGGUGCCAGACGCAGCCGGGCAGGCAGCAUUGCAGAUCUAUUUAAAGAGUAAAAAUGGUCCCAUAGAGGUGUACCUUUGUCCUGAGGAGGGCCUUGAAGACGCCAGCCCAGUUAAGAGCAUCCUCAACACGAGUAAGGCAUCUCCUCAAAGCCUCGGCCCACCACCAGAACCUCUGAGCUGCAGCAUUAAAAAGGAGCCUGCUGAAUUUCCAGUAAAAGCAGCACCGGCAGAACUUCUGAGCUGCAGCAUUAAAAAGGAGCCUGCUGAAUCCAGCGAAUCCACGCCAGCUCCAGCCGCCACCUCCAGCACCUCCCUCCUGGAUGUCGAGGGUCUGCUGGGUUUGCCUCCCAGCCUCCUCCAGAUCACGGAGGACCAGCUUCCUGGCACUUCCUUCACCUCUGAUGCAAACACUCCAUUUGUCAGUUUCUCCCCGCCUUUGGACCAUGACGAUUACCUCUGGAGCCUGGAGGACGGCGAGGGCGUCUCUGAUUUCUUUGACUCUUAUGAUCUUGGGGACUUAUUGAGGAGCUGAAGAAGGGCAUAAAAAGAAAAAAAAGGGGAGAAUAUGGGAUAUUUAAAUGAAUUACACUAUUAAGCCAUCACAUGUUUAUUUUUUUAUUCCUGUGGGAGGAUUCCCCCCAUUUUUUUGUUAACGUUAUUAAUGCAAAAAUCAUUUGUACAUAUUGUAAAGAUGAUUUGAUCUAUAGAGAGUGCUAUUUUUCUUUCUUAAAGUAAAAAAAUUAGUUUUUGGGGGGUUGGCUGUAAUACACAAAAGAAAACAAGAAUUUUUGUGCAUGUGGUAUUAAACAAAAAAGGAUAUGAGGCAUUCAUAAGGACAACUCAGGAUUUUCCAAAGUGUUUUGCCAAUUAUGGCCUGUAGGGGGCAGCCUUGUAUAAAAUCAGCUUUAACUUCCAUGGAGCUUUACAGCCUUGAAAACACUGGAUGAGAGUAAGCUAAAGCCAUAAGGAGCCACACAAAGAGUGAAGAAGUUCUAGGAAAAGCUGUGAAUGAACUCUUUCAGCUUUAGCGGUGCGUGUAUUCUGAAUCACACUGUAAAAAUAACUUUUUUUUGAAGGUGCUCACGUUGCUUCUGACGGGUCAGGUUUAUUCUCUACUGCCUUAAGCUUCAUAUUAAGUAAGCCAUGUGUGUUUGGUCCUGCACUUUGUGCCAAAAAAA